GGAUAUUGUACCCGUCCAUUCCAAAAAAUCUGUUACUCCUGUAACGACCAGCUGAUGAUUGCUUGUCUUCCAACAUACAGGUAAAUCUAUUAUUCGUGAUCAAAUCGUGUCUGCACUUUCGCAACACUCCCUACGCUGCUGUUGGUUGCUGACAUUAUAUAAGGCUGUGUACGAUAUUCACUUAUGGAAAAAGAACAUCGUGAUAUUAUUAGGAAGCUACGCGUUUAUUUUGUGAAGAAUAUUACUAAUUUAGAAGAGAUCCUUGAUUUACUUGAAUCAACAAUGAUUAUUACAGAAAAUCAGCGACAUUCAGUACUUUGUGGAACAACAGUUGCUGAAAAAAUACGUAAAUUUCUAGAUGUCAUAGUUAGAUGUGGUCCGCUAGCAUAUAGCAAGUUCAAAGAUGCCCUUCUAGAAACCAAUCAGAAAGAUAUAUAUGAAGUAAUGAACAAGGCAGAGGAAAAGGAUUUUCCGACCACGAAAGAAGGUUCAGCAAAAGGUUCAUUUGACCAAAGAAAUGAUAAUAUUAUGAUCCCAGACAGAGUCAGCUCACAUCCCUUAACACCUUACACUGUAACUUCUUCCCCACAUGGUUACGUCCUCAUAAUAAAUAUAGAACAAUAUACAUGCGAGUCUGGAGUACCUAGUCGCCAUGGUUCAUCACAAGAUGCAACCAAACUUCAGCGACUUUUCGAAGACUUCCAUUAUAGUGUUGCUGUCGUUAAAAACCCUGAAGGUGAAAAGCUGAAGAGAAUAGUACAAGAAUUCACCAGCAAAUCAGAGCAUAGUAAUGUCCAUGCUGGAGUUCUUAUCAUCCUCGCGCAUGGGUUGGAACAUCAUAUAAUAGCCAGCGAUGGUGUUUAUGUUAGCAUUGAUGAACUAGUUAGUUGUUUCACUAACAAAGGGUGUCCUCUGUUGGCUGGAAAACCCAAACUUAUACUCAUACAAGCUUGUCGAGGUGAAGAACGCAGUCACAGUGGUCUCGUGAGAGGUGACUUCUCAGACUCUUUGUUGCCGAAUUCUUGUGAAAUUUCACUAGAUCCUAGUUCUUGGUUAUCGCUGCCACAUAUGAGUGACUGUGUAAUCGUGUAUUCCACCUUACCUGGAUUUGUAUCUUGGAGAUCAGAGACGGAGGGUAGUUGGUAUGUCAAAGUGUUUGUGGACGUAGUUACGCUGCAUGGUCACAGACUUCAUAUUCUUGAACUUUUAACGGAAGUUAACAACAGACUUGUUUUAGAGGCACCAGAGUGUGGCAUCAAACAAAUAUCACAACCAGUGACAACACUCACGAAGCCUUUUUACUUAUCCACUCUGAAAAGCUGAUUAUGUACAUAAUGUUUUGCUACUGUUAAUAAAAUGUGUGCUGAACUGCUACG
Molecule: messenger RNA, 1376 nt
Organism: Heterobilharzia americana
Lineage: Eukaryota; Metazoa; Platyhelminthes; Trematoda; Strigeidida; Schistosomatidae
Source: the annotation of a GenBank genome assembly